GGCGCUGGUGAGUAGUUGUUUUGCUGAGCAAGUUUCGUGCCUUUCAGUUUUCAAGCAUUUUCUGUGGAAAACACACAGAAUUUAACUUGUUUUUCAACGCAAAAAUGAAGAAAUCCGCACAAUUGACCAAUAAACAGCUGGAAAAGUCCAUUUCUGUGAAGCAAAGCAAGGUGAAAUUGAAGAAUGUUCUUGCCAGUCCGUAUACGAAAUAUUGGCCACUGCUACCGAGUUCUUCACUGCCAACGCUCAAGAAUAUCCUGAAAAGUGUUCUAGCUCAAAGACAGUCUGAAGCUCAUUCCGAAGGAAAGAAACGAACGACAGUCAAUAGAAACUUCCUGCUUCACGGAUUGUGUUCGGUCCAGCGGAAUUUGAGGGCCGGCAAAGUGGACUCUCUGAUCCUCUCAACCAGCAUUGAACCGCGCUUUGUGCUGAACCAGAUAAUCCAGCAUGCUUUCGCGCAGAAGAAGAACUUGAAAGUGCUUUGCGUGGACAAACUGGAAGAUCUGCUGAAAGAUGCUGGGAUUCCAUCAGUUUCUCUCGCCCUGAUCAAUCAGCACGAGAAGAAUGACUUCAAUCCACUGCACAGUUUUAUUAGUCAGGAAUCUGAGCGAUUUCCCGUGCCAGAAGACUACAUUUGUGAGUCACGGACGAAAAACGAUGGGAAAACAGAGAGAAAGAAGGCGAAAUCUCUUCUCUCGUUAGAUUUCCAGGCAAAUUCUCUCUAUCUUCGCAAGCACAAGUACACGAAAGAUCGUGUUUUCAUCCCAGAAGUUUCAAACAUUGAGGAAUCCUGCAAAAUGAUCGAAGGAACGCCCGAAGAUAGUCACUCGUCGUCGUCGGAAGAAGAGUUCCGGAAGCCAAAGCAAGUCGCCAAGAGUUUGACGAAUCUCUCGAUAUCAUCCAAAGCCAUCCGAAAGGUGAAGACAAAGCGACCGAAGAAGAAGUCUGCAGCUUAUCUGCCGCUGGUCAUCAACAGAAUCCUGCCAAAUCCCAGCAAGCAGAGGAGCAAGAAGCUGAAGAAGAAGAAGGCCAAAUAAAGGUCACAGAGUUUACUGAAAUUCCUCCUCAAAGCGCCCAAAUGCGCACGUAAUCGACUUGCAGCGAGGCUUCGCGCGAGAAGUCCGUC
Messenger RNA from Phlebotomus argentipes, 1126 nucleotides. RefSeq lists its product as uncharacterized. The coding region runs from base 105 to 1037 and encodes 310 amino acids. NCBI's taxonomy places the organism in Eukaryota, Metazoa, Arthropoda, Insecta, Diptera, Psychodidae. The record is from RefSeq and is a predicted model, not a curated record. The transcript is spliced from 4 exons.